UUUCUUCUUCCCUCCCUUCACACACAACCACCCCAAGAAACCAGGCAGAUAUAGCACAAGCGUGUCAGUAAGUGAGUGAGUGUGUGUGUGUGUGUGUGAUAAGCAGAGUUUGCGUCAGGAUGCCUGCGUACGCCACCAACAUGAGACUGAAGUUCCCCAUCCUGGCCUUGAUUCUGGAGAUUAUCACCAUCAUACUGUUUGCGGUGUUUGUUGUCUAUGAUGAUGGCAAAGGUCAUGGGCACAAGGACCACAAUGCCACUCACCAUGAGGAGAAGCCUAUGGACCUCUAUCCCAUGUUUCAGGAUGUCCACGUCAUGAUCUUCAUUGGUUUCGGGUUCUUGAUGACCUUCCUCAAGAGAUAUGGCUUCAGCAGCGUGGGCAUCAACUUACUCCUGGCCGCCUUCGGCCUCCAAUGGGGCCUCCUCAUGCAGGGCCUGUGGCACCUGGAAGACGGCAAGAUCAAAGUCAGCAUCUUCAAAAUAAUCAACGCAGAUUUCAGCACAGCUACAGUCUUGAUCUCCUUUGGCGCCGUUCUGGGUAAAACCAGUCCUGUGCAGCUCCUCAUCAUGACCAUACUGGAGAUCACUAUCUUCUCCAUCAACGAGCAUCUGGUGGCCGAGGUUCUAAAGGCUAAUGAUGUUGGAGCGUCCAUGAUCAUCCAUGCUUUUGGAGCCUACUUUGGCCUGGCAGUGGCUCGAGUCCUUUACCGUCCAGGUUUGAGAAAUGGACACGAGAACGACGGAUCUGUAUAUCACUCUGAUAUGUUUGCGAUGAUCGGAACUGUCUUCCUGUGGAUGUUCUGGCCCAGUUUUAACUCGGCCAUCGCUGAUCCAGGCUACACUCAGCUCAUGGCUGUGGUCAACACAUACCUCUCCCUGGCUGCCUGCGUGCUCUCUGCCUACGCCGUCUCCAGCCUCGUGGAGCACAAAGGAAAACUGGACAUGGUGCACAUUCAGAAUGCCACAUUGGCUGGUGGUGUUGCUGUGGGAACGUGUGCUGACAUGAACAUUGAGCCAUUCGGGGCCAUGCUGAUUGGUUUAGUGGCUGGCAUCGUCUCUACCCUUGGCUUCAAAUUUCUUACUCCAAUCUUGGCGUCCAACCUGGGCAUCCAGGACACCUGCGGCGUCCACAAUCUGCACGGCAUGCCUGGCAUCCUGGGUGGUUUGGCUGGUAUUGUGGCUGUUGCUAUGGGGAAGAAAGAUGGAGGCAACCCUGCCAUGCAAGCUGCCGCCUUGGCUUCAUCCCUCGGGUUCGCCUUGGUUGGAGGCGUCAUCACAGGUUUUAUAAUGAAGUUGCCGUUCUGGGGUCAGCCUCCAGACCAGAACUGCUUCGAUGACUCUCUUUACUGGGAGGUUCCUGAGGACGAGGAGGAGAAUGAGGAGAGUUUGGCUCAGGCUGAUCACUCAAAGAACAAAGCAGAGGCUUAAAUAUCUGCCCGUCAUCAUCAUCUUCUUCUUCUACUAAGCUCAAAAUCAAGAAGUAAAGGAUUCAAAUUCAGAUUCAGGAUGACCACUGAUCAAUUUAUUCAGUAAUCCUUUAAAUCCCGGGAAUUAACCCCAUUUACACUCUGAAAAGUAAGCAUUAAGCUUUAAAAAAAAAAAUAUAUAAAUAUAUAUACCUUCAACAGUCAUUGGCCACAGCAUUGUAUUAGUCUUAUGACCUCUACGGGUUUAUAAGUGUUUCUAUUUUAUAUUAAUAACAAGCACGUUUUAGUAUUAGUGUGUGUGUGUUUUCCUUAUACAUUCUUUCAUUACUAUGUCCACACACCGGGUAUUAGUGUUUCUGCUGAGGCGGAUGGGUCAGAGACAGGAGUGAAACUCCUUACUUUGAUCGGCUGCUUCACGUUUACCUCACUGGAGCCCAGACCUUCUUCCGUUUGUAAGGCGUCAGAAUCUCGACUGUGUGAAAGCGGCAGCGUGUUGCUGACGUGGGCAGGGAUAGUCGCAGGAUACUCUUUUUUAUCUAAAGAACCUCUGUGUUUGUGUGUGUACGUGUUACUUCCUGUCCUGUUGUUUUGUCUCCCCCCCCCCCUUUACUAUUAACAUCAAAUGUAUUCUUAACAUGUAUAUACAGUUUAUUUAGAUGGACUGACAUGGAACGUUUCAUUGUAGCCCUGAAAUGUCAAACAAGAGCAGCUGGUACAGUUUUUCUGACAAAGAAAACAAAAAUGAACUUGCACACUGAUAAAUAACCUGUUUCCACCGUCAUGUUUCACUAUUCUCUUGUACAUUUCCAUGCAUAUUUUCUUUCUCAUUUUAUCUCUCAUGACCUCUGGUGUAUUUCACAGGAUUACUUGGACUAAGGACGGGGGGGACAGUUUAUUUUCAGUGUACUUAACAUUAAAAUCAUUGGACUGCAGGGUUUUGAUGAAACUGACUACAAUUAAAUGAAACUAAUUGUUAAUAAACAUUUUUUGGCUUGUCAAAGACAUGCCAAAAAACAUAAAAACACA
Messenger RNA from Solea solea (common sole), 2452 nucleotides. It is a transcript of the gene rhag, whose product is annotated as Rh associated glycoprotein. Gene Ontology annotation, cellular component: plasma membrane. Gene Ontology annotation, biological process: ammonium transmembrane transport; ammonium homeostasis. The transcript has 10 exons. Bases 120 to 1427 code for a protein of 435 amino acids. Gene Ontology annotation, molecular function: ammonium channel activity. The record is from RefSeq and is a predicted model, not a curated record. Lineage: Eukaryota; Metazoa; Chordata; Actinopteri; Pleuronectiformes; Soleidae.